AUACAGAAAUUAUCUAUCUAUCAAAAAAGGUUAAUAAAAUUAAUUGUUUAUUAAACCUUUAAGUGUCUUCAAUUCACAAAGUGAUGCAGAAUGACGUCGACUAAUGAAAACUCUCAAAAUUGGAACUACAAAUAUACAGACGUAGAAAAUAAAGACGAAAAUGAAUCCACAAUUGUGCAAGAAAAAUCAAAUUAUAUGCAAGAAUAUCUGUCAACAUUUAUUUCAUCGUUUGGAAUGUUUAUGGUUGGAUUACAUUUUUCAUGGAUUGCACCAAUUUUACCAACCCUUUUAUCGGGUACAUUUAAAGUACAAAUAACAAUGGAACAAUCUGUUUGGGUUAUAUCACUGCUACAAAUUGGAGCUAUUCCUGGUAGUAUUCUUGCAUCUUUUUUAUCAAAUUACUGUGGACGAAAAAAAACGAUAGUGCUGAUUUCAAUACCUUAUGUUGUUUCAUCGAUAAUAAGCAUUUUUGCUGAAAAUGUUUGGCAUUAUUAUCUUGCCCGAUUUCUGGCAGGUUUGAGUGUUGGUGGAACGUAUUCUGUGAUACCAAUGUAUGUGAGUGAAAUUUCUUCAUCAGAAGUUCGAGGUCUUUUAUCAACAUCAGUCCAUAUUUCAUUAAAAUUUGCGGUAAUUUUAGUUUAUAUUUCUGGAGCAUAUUUACCAAUUGUUGAAUAUGGGAUUUUUUGUGCAAUUUUUCCCAUUUUAAUGUUCGUUUUCUCGUUUUUCUUACCAGAAACUCCUUAUUAUUAUGUAGUAAAACAAGAUUUAGAAUUGGCAGAAAAAUCACUAAAAUUUUUGCGAAAAAAAUCGAAUGUUCGAAAUGAACUCGAUUGCUUAAUUGAAGGAUACAAAGAGGAAACUGCUCGAGUAAAACAAUCGUUUUGGGAUCUUUUCAAGUUCGAUUACAAUCGAAAAUCAUUACUUAUUGUUUUUACACUUGUAUUGGCUCAGCAAUGGACUGGCGGAAAAGCAUUUCUCUCAUAUAUUCAAGUAAUAUUUAAAGAUGGAAAUUCAAGUAUAGCUGUGGAAUCUUGCGGAAUUAUUGUAUCUGUCAUUAAUUUUACUACUGUUAUUAUAUGUGGCAGUUUAAUAGAUCGCCUUGGGCGACGAAAAUUACUUUGUUUUUCUUGUUUCGGUAUGUUAAUUCCCUUGUCUGCAUUAUCCAUUUAUUUUUAUUUACAAAACGUUGCCAAAGUUGAAUAUAUCGAAUAUUUACGACUAACACCAUUAAUUGCAUUAGUAAGUUUUAAAAUUGCCUUCGCCAUGGGAAUUUCACCACUUCCUUUCGUACUGUUAGGCGAACUAUUUCCCACAAGUGUAAAAGCUCACGCAGGAUCGUUUAUCACGAUAUGUAUGUCAUUUUUGGGGGUUGCAGCGAAUAAAAUGUAUCAAACGGUUUCAACAGAAUUUGGAUAUCCACCAACUUUUGGAAUGUUUGUUGUAUUAGAUACAUUAGCACUAAUUUUUAUAUAUUUUAUGGUGCCAGAAACUAAGGGAUUAACUUUAGAAGAAAUUCAAAUGAAUUUGAGAAAAUCAACUAAACAAAAAAAGUAG
Chrysoperla carnea is the source of this 1554-nucleotide messenger RNA. RefSeq names its product facilitated trehalose transporter Tret1-like. Gene Ontology annotation, biological process: transmembrane transport. The transcript has 2 exons. Gene Ontology annotation, cellular component: membrane. The record is from RefSeq and is a predicted model, not a curated record. The coding region runs from base 91 to 1554 and encodes 487 amino acids. Lineage: Eukaryota; Metazoa; Arthropoda; Insecta; Neuroptera; Chrysopidae. Gene Ontology annotation, molecular function: transmembrane transporter activity.